This is a messenger RNA of Theobroma cacao (cacao), 485 nucleotides long. Lineage: Eukaryota; Viridiplantae; Streptophyta; Magnoliopsida; Malvales; Malvaceae. The record is from RefSeq and is a predicted model, not a curated record.
CUGCUUACAGUCAAAAACUUUUUGAAAACCAUUGCACCUUGGAAGCCUCUCAGAACCAGAAAAAAAAAAGUAGCUUGUUUAGACAAAAACAUGGGUCCAACGCCCAUGGCGACUGCAUACUACUCGGGAAUAAUUCAAAUGGAUGUGUUUAUUCCCGAAGAGUAUGUUAUACGGAGACGAAUUGAGAAAAGAGCAGCUGCCAUUGCUGGAAAGAGGCCGAACAAGGUGCCGGAGGCAACCAAGAGAACCGACAAGGAGAAAAAGUCCCUGCCACCACCAUUUCGACUAGACAGCAACGACUUCUUGGUCUCUGGUGGGAUUGGUGAAAACCUAGAUUUCGGUUGCUUUUCAGCCUAAUUUUGAUUGCCAAAACAUCAUAAACGUAUAGUAUAAAGUUGUUUGUUAUGAGUUUAACUAGAAUUUAUGUCCUUUUUCUUUUGUGUACGUUACAUAGCAAUAUAUGCAGAUACCAUUUUUGUUCCUUC